Messenger RNA from Talaromyces rugulosus, 1284 nucleotides. RefSeq lists its product as uncharacterized. The transcript has 5 exons. Lineage: Eukaryota; Fungi; Ascomycota; Eurotiomycetes; Eurotiales; Trichocomaceae. The coding region runs from base 1 to 1284 and encodes 427 amino acids. The record is from RefSeq and is a predicted model, not a curated record.
AUGGAAAUGGCUUGCAGUAACGUUGGAAAUUCAAAUCCCGACAUUGCCGGGCUUGGGAUAAUCCUCUCGUUUGUGAUUCAGGCGGGGAUAUCGUUUUUGCUAUCUUUCUGGUCCGCUAUACUAGACGUUGAGCUGGGAAAGCCAGUGCUUCGGACCAUCUUGCCCCAAUGGGCGCAGAAUCUUCCUGUAUUGAGGCCUUACAGGUCUCGCCAAAAGCUAGAUGAUUCUGAUAUAGAGGCUUGCUCUACUGCCGACAACUGCAGCGAUUUCGGAUUACUACCACUCAAAUUAAGAGAGUGGCAUAUUGAUCAGAUGCUGGCGAUUAUCAGUGAUAUUCAGAUAUUGAAUGGAAUUUCACUCCUUAUUGGAGCUAUGGCUCAACAUAAAACUUUAGACCUAUAUCACUACCACAUAAUUUAUGAUGUGGUGAACUUUACCGGAAUAUCAGUAUGUGCUUCUUUAGUCAAUGUGUUCGGCAACAGGCGACCUUCCAUUGUAGAUCGUUGUGUCUUGAUGGGCUUGUUCGUCAUUUUAUACCUGGCGUUCGUGAUUGUGUUUGGGAUGAACUUGAAACAAUGGGACGAAAACACCCCUGGACGCUGUUACUACACAGAUGCAAUCGCAACACCAAGCUCGUCACACCCAUAUGUCGAUAAAAUCUACGUUGCAAUAACGUGUCUCUACUUCUUGGGUAGUAUACUCAUGUGCUCUCUGGUGGCUAUAUUUACAUUGCAUCCCAAAAUUGGCCAAGUGGAUCACGUCUUCUUCGAGUUUUUCGGCGUCACCCAAGAUUAUGAGAAAGUUGCUUUGUAUGGAUCGUCAAAGUUAACAAUCACCAUGAAAGUCAUCAAUUCGCUAAAAGGGUGGAUACCUUCAAAGCUUGGAGAGAAUUACAAAGCUGUCCUUAUAUUUUUCCAAAAGUUUGACGCAUUGUCGGUUUUGAAGACUGGUUAUAAAACGAGCGUUCUCAUCAUAGCGAUGAUGCAAUACCCAGUUCACGUUUAUACGGUCUUUGCAUUGCGAACUGCAAACGAAGAUCGUCUUGAUGGUGAUUCCGAAAAUUAUUGGGGAUUCGGCCAGGUUGUUGCCUUGGCUUUAUUGGCAUCGUCUGUCCUCCAGUGCAUUCGCACAGUGAUCGACUACCGCAAAAGGCUCGGUGACAUUAAGAAGAAAGCUGGUAUCACAUUUAAUGAAAUAGAAACUCGCCACAGCGAAUAUGGAUCAAGCCAGGGAUCCACUCAUUCUUUACUGUCUUACGGAAUGUGUCAAAGAAACAGCGUUUGA